UAUGAAAUUUGUUCAUUCGUAUUUACAUUAUUUGUUUUGAUGAUGAUUACUUCCUGUCUUAGUAAAAUAUAAAAAUAAUUUAAUUAUUUCAAAAUAUUAUUGAUUUCCGGCAAUCAUAUGCAUUAAAUUCCGUCGAAAUACCAAGGAAAGCUAAAAAAGUUGGAGCAAGAUUUGGUAGAUAUUGAUGAAGUAUGUACAGGGAGUUUCACCGACACGAGAGUGAAAGCAACAUGCAUCUAGAAGCUCCAAAACUGAGGAUGGAUGAGAAUGCGGCAACAACACUGUUACAGUAUAUGACUAAAGAACAGUUACAAGAAUUCAUAGAUCAGCCAGAAAAAAUAGACAUGCAUAUUGCAGACUUAGAACAGACAAAAUCUAUACACAAGGAGCGAGAGAAUGUAAUAGUGAAAAACAAAAGUUUAGCCGAGUACAAUAUCAGCUUGCAACCACACUUUGAUAAUCUGAAACGAAAUGUGGCAACAGCAUAUGAGGAAGUUAAUGCAUUGAAGAUGACACUGUGUACAGAUGUUGCCAAACUAGAUAAUGCACCUGGAUGCCAGUCACAUGACACACUGUUGGCAAUCUUCCAAACAGAGGCUGCUGAUGCAGACGACAAAUCAGAGGAAUUGGCAGAGAAUUUGUUAGAUGGAAAGAUGGAUUUGGACAGUUUUUUAUCUGAAUAUAUACCAAAAAGAAGUGACGCUUUCUCAAAGAAAGCAAAAUUAGAAAAAGUUGGUGAACUUUUCAGACAGUUUCGUUCAGAUUCUGCCCCAUAUUCUACAAACUCUUCCUCACAGGACACUUACAAUAUACCACAAUCCAGCACCGCGGCUCCUGGAUAUGGGGCUCCAGGGUAUGGAAUGGGAAAUGUGCCACCUUACCCAACACCAGGGGGAUAUGGAGGAAAGGGAAUGCCACUGCCCACGUAUUAUCAGAGAUGAGAAACUGGUGUAAAUAGUGAAUUAAAUAGACUAGUUAUAGCUCAUUGUGAUCCAUUGAACAAAGAUUUAGCUCCUUUGGUUGUUUAACUUUCCUCUGUCUUAGAACUUAUUGUAUGACCUUUUGAUAAGGUUGUGCUCUAG
Ruditapes philippinarum (Manila clam) is the source of this 1082-nucleotide messenger RNA. Its product is annotated as vacuolar protein sorting-associated protein 37B-like. The transcript has 5 exons. Gene Ontology annotation, cellular component: ESCRT I complex. The record is from RefSeq and is a predicted model, not a curated record. Gene Ontology annotation, biological process: ubiquitin-dependent protein catabolic process via the multivesicular body sorting pathway; protein targeting to membrane; protein targeting to vacuole. The coding region runs from base 192 to 941 and encodes 249 amino acids. Lineage: Eukaryota; Metazoa; Mollusca; Bivalvia; Venerida; Veneridae.